GUUGUAUUUGGAUCUGAGAAGUCCCGGCCAGCUGUUUACACAGAAGACUGCAACCCCGGGCUAUUACUAGGAAGCCCUGCCCAUUAAAAGGAGAGGACAAUGCCCCUGCUGGUGGCGGCUCCUGUCCACUGAGCAACCUGAGAGCGUGGCAGGGCUGAGCAUGGACCAGCGAGAGCUGCCCCCUCCUGCUCCUACAGAAAAUGAAGUGAAAUAUGAUCCUAAUAAUAAUGAAGAGGAAGAGGGAGAACAGUUUGAUUUUGAUAGUGGAGAUGAAGUUCCAGAAGCUGAUCGCCAGGCCUCAUCUGCCCCUGAGGUGGGAAGAGCAGAAACAGGAGGAGCUGCUGUCCCUGCAGGUGAAGAUGGAACUGCCGCAGAGACUGCCACUGUGGCCAGACCAGCCACACUUGCUGUUCCUACGAAAGUGAACCCAUAUUCUGUCAUUGACAUCACACCGUUCCAAGAGACCCAGCCCUCAACCCCUGAUUCACAUGUAGAGGAGGAAGGAGUGGGCCUCCAUGUGCCCAGUGGGUACUCAGUGCCUGUGCCCUGUGGCUAUGCUGUCCCAUCCAGCCUCCCACUGCUGCUGCCACCAACCUACUCCAGCCCUGUCAUCAUCCGCACCGAGUCUGUGGAGGAGGAAGAAACACCAGAAGUCACAGAAGAUGUGAGUUCUGAGGGGCCUACACACAGCCACUGGUUCCUUGAUCCAGAGGAAGCAAUUUAUGAUGAUGUUCCAAGGGAAAAUUCAGAUUCUGAACCAGAUGAAAUGAUUUAUGAUGACGUGGAGAAUGGAGAUGACGGUGGAAACAGUUCUUUGGAAUACGGAUGGAGUUCAAGUGAAUUUGAAAGCUAUGAAGAACAAAGUGACUCAGAGUGUAAGAAUGGAAUUCCCAGGUCUUUCCUGCGUGGCAGCCACAAAAAGCAACUCUCUCAUGACCUAACCCGCUUAAAGGCGCACUGUGAGGAAAAGAUGAGAGGCUUGAUGGCCAGCACGGUGGGAGCCGUGGAGGCGCGGAGGCCAAGGCGAAGGAGGGAGCGGAAGAUGCAAAAGCUAAUGAAGGCAGCCAAGGAGGGCACCAGAGAUGGGCUUGAGAAAACCAAAGCUGCUGUGAAGAGAGGCCGCUCAUUCAUCAGGACCAAGUCUUUCAUUCCUCAAGAUCACAAAUCUUAUCUUGAAGAAGAGCAAAAUUUGUUUAUAGAGGUUGACUGUAAGCACCCAGAGGCUAUCCUGACUCCAAUGCCCGAGGGCUUGUCUCAGCAGCAGGUCGUAAGAAGGUAUAUACUGGGUUCAGUCGUGGAAAGUGAAAAGAACUACGUGGAUGCUCUUAGGAGGAUUUUAGAGCAAUAUGAGAAACCGCUGUCUGAGACAGAGCCUCGUAUUCUGAGUGAGAGGAAGCUGAAGAUGGUGUUCUACCGUGUCAAGGAGAUCCUGCAGUGCCACUCCAUGUUCCAGAUUGCCCUUGCCAGCCGUGUAUCUGAGUGGGAUGCUGUGGAAACAAUUGGUGACGUGUUUGUAGCUUCGUUUUCCAAAUCCAUGGUGCUGGAUGCAUAUAGCGAGUAUGUGAAUAAUUUCAGCACGGCCGUGUCCAUCCUCAAGAAAACAUGUGCCACUAAGCCUGCUUUUCUUGAAUUUUUAAAGCAGAGUCAGGAGUGCAGCCCCGACCGUGCCACUCUCUACAGCCUGAUGAUGAAGCCCAUUCAGCGAUUUCCCCAGAUCAUCCUCCUGCUCCAGGACAUGUUGAAGAACACCUCCAAAGGACAUCCUGACCGGCUGCCCCUUCAGAUGGCGCUAACAGAGCUCGAAACUUUAGCAGAGAAGUUAAAUGAAAGAAAAAGAGAUGCCGACCAACGCUGUGAGAUCAAACAAAUAGCAAAAGCCAUAAAUGAAAGAUACCUGAACAAGCUCCUCAGCAGUGGAAGUCGGUACCUCAUUCGCUCCGAUGAUGUGAUAGAAACAGUUUACAAUGACCGUGGAGAAAUUAUCAAGACCAAAGAACGAAGGCUGUUCAUGUUGAACGACGUACUGAUGUGUGCCACCGUCAGCUCCCGCACCUUGCAUGAAAAUCACAUUGUGACCAGCCAGAGGUACCUGCUCAAGUGGAGUGUCCCUCUGGGACAGGUGACCGUGAUUGAGUACGGCAGCAAUCCCAGCACAGGCGAGCAUAGCCGAUACCCAGCUGGGCACCCUCCUGAAAGCCUGGCUGUGGUGGCGAACGCGAAGCCACACAAAGUUUACAUGGGGCCAGGACAGCUAUAUCAAGAUCUGCAAGAUCUGCUGCAUGAUCUCAAUGUUGUUGGUCAGAUUGCUCAGCUGAUAGGAAACCUUAAGGGAAACUAUCAGAACUUAAAUCAGUCAGUAGCCCAUGACUGGACAUCAGGUUUACAGAGACUGAUUUUGAAGAAGGAAGAAGAAAUUAGAGCCGCUGAUCGCUGUAGAAUUCAGUUACAGCUCCCAGGGAAGCAGGACAAGUCUGGGCGACCAACAUUUUUUACAGCUGUGUUCAAUACAUUCACCCCUGCAAUCAAGGAGUCCUGGAUCAACAACUUGCAGAUGGCCAAGCUUGCCCUGGAGGAGGAGAACCACCUCGGCUGGUUCUGUGUGGAUGAUGACGGGAACCAGACUAAGAAGGAGACACACCCUCUACUUGUGGGACACAUGCCUGUGAUGGUUGCUAAGCAGCCAGAGUUCAAGAUUGAAUGUGCUGCUUACAAUCCUGAGCCUUACCUAAGUAAUGAUAGUCAACCAGAUUCGUUUUCUGUGGCACGUGGCUUCCUGUGGAUUGGAAGUUGUAGCAGUCAGAUGGGCCAGAUUGCCAUUGUGUCAUUUCACAAUUCCAACCCCAAAGUCAUUGAAUGCUUCAAUGUGGAGUCACGCAUCCUCUGCAUGGUGUACAUCCCCGUGGAGCAACCCCAGGAGCCUCGCGCAGUCCUGGACCCCGAGGCUACGGCCACCAGGGCUUCCGAUGUGCCCACCAUCUGCCUAGGCACAGAAGAAGGAAGCAUUUCCAUUUAUAAAAGCAGUCAAGGCUCCAAGAAAGUGAGACUUCAGCACUUUUUCACUCCUGAGAAGUCCACCGUCAUGAGCUUGGCCUGCUCACCACAGGGCCUAUAUGCUGGCCUGGUCAAUGGGUCGGUGGUCAGCUACACCAAGGGAACAGAUGGAUCUUGGAAUGCAGAACCUCAGAAAGUGAUAAAACUUGGUGUCCUGCCAGUUAGAAGUCUCCUCCUGAUGGAAGACACGCUGUGGGCAGCAUCUGGAGGCCAAGUCUUCAUGAUCAGCUUGGAGACCCAUGACGUUGAGAACCAGCUGGAGGCCCACCACGAGGAAGGGAUGGUCAUCUCCCACAUGGCAGUGGCUGGUGUUGGGAUCUGGAUUGCCUUUACCUCGGGCUCCACCCUCCGCCUCUUCCACACAGAAACGCUGAAGCACCUGCAGGACAUCAACAUCGCUGCCCCUGUGCACAGCCUGCUACCAGGGCACCAGAGGCUGUGUGUGACCAGCCUGCUUGUCUGCCGCGGCUUGCUGAUGGUGGGCACCAGCCUGGGUGUGGUGGUGGCCCUGCCCGUCCCUCGGCUACAGGGGGUCCCCAAGGUGACAGGAAGAGGCAUGGUCUCCUACCAUGCGCAUCACGGUCCUGUCAAGUUCAUCGUCAUGGCCACGGCUUCACCCCAGAGGGACAAAGAUAGAGCCAGGGAUGGCCCAGCCCCAGGCCUGGAGGCUCAGGAUGGAGACCAGAAUGCUCUUCCAGAUGAGGGGCCCACGUCCUGCCCUAGCCAGAGUGGCCUCAACACAGCCACAGCUGUUUGGUUGGGAGAGUCCCCAGGGUUGGUGACUCAGAAGAGUGACCUGUCUUCCUCCUCUGGGUCCCUGAGCCUGUCCCAUGGCUCCAGUUCGCUAGAGCAUAGGUCGGAGGACAGCAGUGCCUGUGACCUUCUGAAGGAUGCUGCCACCUCUCUCAGGAGUGGAGUGCAGUGGUCUAAGAGGGCCAAGGCCAGCUCGGCCCUGGUGGUGUGCGGGGGUCAGGGCCACCGCCGUGUGCACAGGAAGUCCCGGCAGCCCCAGGAGGAGCUGGUGUCCUCAGUGAUGGUGUGGCAGAUCCCACUGCUGAGUGCAUAGGGGAAGUAGAGGAAUAGCUGCCCCCCCCCACCUGCUGGCAUCCCAGUGCGAUGUGAGGGGACCCUGGCUCUCAGCGGAACACAGGCCCAAGCUGCCGAGCUCACAGCACCCAGGACCGCCGCAAACAGUGCUUGGAGAAGAAAUCAAUGUGCAAUAUGUGAGGGCAGCUCUCCUGCCUACCCGCCCCAUACUUCCACACAGAACUCACCCAGGGAUGCGGAGGGGUGGCGAGGGAGAGCAGAGUGGGGCCACUCGCUCACAGGAAUGCAGAUGGCCCAGCGUCAGCUCCAAGCCUAGUGUUGGGGGAAACGUAACUAUUCACUAGUGUAGGGAUUUACUAACAAUACUCGUAACAGUUUCACUUGACUCGAAUUUACUACUUUUAUUUAUAUUUUAUAUUUUUAAAUUCCAAAACAAAAUGUGUAACAAUGUAAGAAGGCUGGUAGCCCAGGCAGUCCAGUUAGGAAUUUGCACUUGGGCUACUGCGUGUGCUCUAGAUUAUAACCAAGACAUGUUUUAUAUUUAAAAAUUAACAGUCAUGCUUUAGCUAUGAUAAUAUCUAAUGUUUCACAAAUAAUCUUUGCUUUGAACCAAAUAGUUAACAUUGAGAGUCAAGUAUCAAUGCCAAAUGUGCUUGCCUUCUUGUGUUAAGUAGCAUUCAUGUCCAUAUUGCAGGAAAUGUGCCCAAAGUCUCAGCCGUUCUCCACACCCUUCCCUCUCCUGAUGGCCUGGAGUGCUGUGGUUGGAGCAUUUGUUCCAAGUGUCCUGAGGUGCUGUCCAGUGGCUGUGCUGCUGCCCAUGGGCCGGCCCAGCUUGCCACUCUGCCCCUCCGUGCCUCUCUUCAUCCCUUCCCUCCAUUCCUCAAUGGAGGGCACCAGAUGUGUUUUGCACUCAGGUCCAGAUGCCUGAGAAGCUGUGAGGCUCCGUGUGCUUUAAGUUGCAUCAACUUCUACUGGAUGGUUGGAUGGAUAACAAGAAGGAAAAAAGGCCUCACACAAGCAUUUACCAGAAACAAACUUCUCAGCACUUUACAGAUAAACGAAAAUGUUAAUUUUAUGACUUAGCCAACUAGUUUCCAAAUUACAUAUAUUCUCUCAAGUGUUCUUAAACUGUUAGCUGCUAUCUUGUUUCAUGAAGUAAAACC
Molecule: messenger RNA, 5261 nt
Organism: Dipodomys ordii (Ord's kangaroo rat)
Lineage: Eukaryota; Metazoa; Chordata; Mammalia; Rodentia; Heteromyidae
Gene: Arhgef10
Product: Rho guanine nucleotide exchange factor (GEF) 10
Exons: 29
Coding region: 161-4117 (1318 amino acids)
Biological process (GO): positive regulation of stress fiber assembly; actin cytoskeleton organization; mitotic spindle assembly
Cellular component (GO): centrosome
Molecular function (GO): guanyl-nucleotide exchange factor activity; protein binding
Source: RefSeq, a predicted model, not a curated record